CGUAUCUUCCCCGCUAGGACAAAAACUGGUAAGGACGCGGUGUAAUGGCCGUGGCUCGACUAUAUUUAAGAAGUGUGUAUGUGGCCAGAUGAAGUGGUUUCGUAAACAGGGCGAAGCCCCUAGACUUCUCAGUCUGUCGCCGCUGCGGACGCCCGAAACGGAGCAGUCGUCGAACCUGGACAUUUUGGCACCUCCGAAACACGUAAAACGGAGAUCAAGACUCGAAAUGUCCCCGGCAGUGUGGGCCCGGAGGCAAAACAAAAGCGACACGAACUUCUACAAUGUAGAAGAUAGCGUUAUUAUUAUAGAAAAGGCGGACCGAAGGCGUUACAAGUCACAACCGAGGGACAGUGGCCACUGCCGCGAAAAAAGAAACCCCUUGUUGGACCGCGUUAAACACACGAGACUUUCGUGUUUUCGAUCCAAUUCUACCGCGUCGACCGUAGUAGAUGUGCCUUCGUGUAGUUCGAAAAACUGUAGUGACGAGUACGGCCAAACUAGUGACAGUCAAAGUCUGGACUUGGAACUUUUAGGUGUGUGUAGUGAUAGUCAAUACGAUAGUCUCUCCCGAGCGUCAUGUUUCACUGCCAAACUUCGUGCGAUGUCGGAAAAGUAUCUCCAAUCGUCAACCAACAAGUUCCUAAAUAAGCUCUACAAAACCCCAGUGCCCCUUGCCGAAUCCACACCGACGAAAAACCCUCGACGAAAGAGGAACCUUCGUACCAAACUACGCAGUUUCUCGUACGGAGCCUUGCCCGGACUGGAAGAAUUCCAAAAGAGCCAUAACCCUUUGUGUCACGAGCCUGAUAGGGACACCUUAGACGAUGAAGACGAACGACUUCUUCUAGAUAACGAAGACUCCGACAGCGGUAUCAUCGUCAACGACUCAGCGCUCUCUUCCGGACUUGACACAGACACAUACAAGGGGGAUUCGCUUCUUCACGAUUCCGAGAGAGCCUCCAAUCGCAGGAGCCACCCUCAACGGGCUCUCUCUCUGGACAGACGCGAAAUUUUCCGGAACGCGUACCCUCCAGACAAACCCGACUCCGAACUCCCUUCCGCUCUUGCCAAAACAACAAUGCUAGUACGACUGAUCAAACACAGCUCCGACGAAGAACUAGGAAUUUUUUUGACGCAGAGUCGAGAAGUCUGCUACGGGUUCGUCGUCGCGCAUAUCGUCCCAGACGGAGUUGCGGCUAGACAGUCAAACCUGGCCGUCGGUGACGAAGUCAUCAGCAUCAACGGACGCAACAUCUCCGGUUUGAACAUGGCAGAGGCUAAACAGUCUCUAUGUACGUCAACCCUGCACGUUGACCUUCUCGUUUGCCGGAAACACGAGACCAGAUCUAUGAAGGAGAGUUUCGUUGAUUUCGACAGAUGUGAAGCAUUUUCCAGUCCUUUGUACAAACGCCACCACUACUUCCAAAAGAACAGUUGUAGUCACGGAAGCUACAAUAAGGUCUUGCGACGCGCGGCUACCGGUUCUGCCACCCAGUCCAAAAACAUAGAGACACCUUUUCCUUCUAGUCCUAAACCCCAAACCGACCUUAACACGACGAACUUUUGUACUUUGCCGCGGAGGCCGCGUUCUACGAUCUGUACCUUCCACACGGUCAUUCUGGAAAAGGGACCUGGCAAAAAGUCUCUUGGGUUCACCAUAGUCGGCGGGAGAGAUUCCCCGAAGGGUGCUUUGGGGAUUUUCGUCAAGACUAUUCUACCGAACGGGCAAGCGGCGGAAGACGGACGCCUCAAAGCCGGUGACGAAAUUCUAGCAGUGAAUGGUCAAGUUUGUCACGACAUAUCUCACGCAGAUGCCGUGCUUUUGUUCAAAAGUGUCAAAAACGGACCCAUUGCGCUACAUGUUUGCCGGAGGAACAAAUCGAAGUCUUUAUCGACCAAAGCGAAAUCUUGUACAAACCUUCAGUCCAGUACGUGAACUUCCAAGAAUGCUGAGCCAUAAAUAUGACGAACUGACAUUUUUGCAUUUACUUGGGUUUUGUGAUAAUGUAUUUUAUAAAUUUUUAAUAAAACGAUGAAAUGUU
Molecule: messenger RNA, 2042 nt
Organism: Zophobas morio
Lineage: Eukaryota; Metazoa; Arthropoda; Insecta; Coleoptera; Tenebrionidae
Exons: 6
Coding region: 89-1936 (615 amino acids)
Molecular function (GO): protein binding
Source: RefSeq, a predicted model, not a curated record